This is a messenger RNA of Boleophthalmus pectinirostris (great blue-spotted mudskipper), 1904 nucleotides long. Its product is annotated as class I histocompatibility antigen, F10 alpha chain-like. Gene Ontology annotation, biological process: immune response. Gene Ontology annotation, cellular component: external side of plasma membrane. Lineage: Eukaryota; Metazoa; Chordata; Actinopteri; Gobiiformes; Gobiidae. The record is from RefSeq and is a predicted model, not a curated record. Bases 96 to 1145 code for a protein of 349 amino acids. The transcript has 6 exons.
ACACGAGUCCAGAGACAGAGACACGGACAGGGACACAGGACAGGGACACAGACAGGUACAGGGACACAGACAGGGACACAGACAGAGACACGGACAUGGACAUGAAGUGGUGUUUUGUGCUCGUGCUCGUGGGGACACUGCUACACGGAGCCGCAGCCAAGGUUCACACUUUGAGAUUUUUCCAAACUUCUUCAACUCAAGUCCCAAACUUCCCAGAGCACAUUUCUGUUGGAUAUGUGGACGACCUUCUGAUCACUCACUACGACAGUGUCACAAAGAGAGAAGUCCCCAAACAGGAGUGGAUGAAUAAAAUCACAGAGGAGGAUCCUCAGUACUGGGAGAGAAACACCCAGGUCAAUUUGGGGAAUGAACUGGUUGAAAAAGAAAACAUAAAAAGUGCCAAACGACGCCUGAACGUGACCGGAGGUCUCCAUAUAAAUCAGUACAUGUACGGAUGUGACUGGGACGAUGAGACUAACGAGAUCACAGGAUAUUAUCAAUUUGGUUUUGAUGGAGAAGAUUUUAUUUCAUUGGAUUUUGAGACUGAAACUUUUGUGGCUCCAAAACAACAGGCCUUUUCUAUCAAACAAGCAUGGGAGAUGAUUGGAGAAGGUGUCAGAGUGAAAACCCUCCUCAUUCACAGAUGUGCCAAGUAUCUGAAGAAAUUUGUGCUCCUGGGAGAGAGCGCUCUGAAGAGGACAGAGCUCCCCCUGGUGUCCCUGCUGCAGAAGUCCUCCUCAGGUCCAGUCACGUGCCACGCCACACGCUUCUACCCCGACAGAGCCAUGCUGUUCUGGACCAAAGACGGAGUGGAGGUGACGGAGGACGUGGACCCUGGAGAGAUCCUGCCCAACGGAGACGGGACCUUCCAGACCAGUGUGUCCCUGGACCUGUCCUCUGUCCCCCCUGAGGACUGGGACAGGUUCAACUGUGUGUUCCAACUGUCCGGGCUCCAAGACGACUAUGUGACCAGACUGGACCGGGCCAUCAUCAUGACCAACGAGGAGACGCCCACAGAUCUCGUCUCUGUGUUGGUUCCUCUCGCUGUCGUCCUCGUCCUGAUCUUUGCUGUCGCCUUCGUCUUGAUCAGGAGAUUUAGAGUUUCAGGUCAGAAUGGUCCCAGAGCAGCCCAGGAAAUUCUAUAACACAUGCAUCACAAAUUUUGAACUUCUGGUCAUUAGGCAAUUCAUACUGGGAAGAAUCCUCCGAAAAAGUGAACAUCAAACCUCCAUGUUUGUUUUCCCAGUGGGAUGAGUCUAUUGACAAAGUCGAUCUUUUCAAGUCUUUUGAACCAUAUCACUUUUGUUUCUGGUUCUGAUAUUGUCAUAUUUUAGUUUUUUGGAUUUGGACAUCGUAGUUGUGUGGUUGUUGGAUCCUAACAGCGGAAAACGACUCGAGAAACUAGUUUGUGAACUUCAUAAAUGUAAAAGUGAAUCAGAUGUGUGUGACUCAAACCUCUGUUCAAACUGUUUCUCUUCCCGACGGAAUUGAAAAAUAGUGAACGGUGAAGGUGAUGGGCAGGAUUGAUCCACAGGAAGAACCAAAAAGGAAACAUUUGUCUGACUAAGAAAUCAUCCCGAGUUUACAGAGAACAUUUUGUGUGUGGAGCGGCAACAAACGGACGCCCGGGCUAAAGAUCAGGAUCAACUGUGGUCCGAGCUUUCACCAAGACCAGAAUCAUCACUGAACUGCCAGGGAACAGUAACCACACUGACUCGGAUCAUGACCAGAGGGAUGUGGACGUGCUGGACGCCGGAAUCAAUCAACUGUUUGGACUAUUAUGACUUACUGCGAAUGCACGAACAACUUAGCGUCUCAGACAGUAUUUUUUUUACAUGUUACAAUUGAACAAAGUUGAAAGUUGAUUGUGAACGCGUUAAAUAAAGUUUGACUGAUUUAUCGAA